CAGCGCGUCUCUUUCUGUCGCCGCAAGCAGACAAAGCUCUAGCUGCAAGGCUCUCGCCCGCUCAGCCUGGUCGCUCGCUGGUUGUUCAUGCUGCUCAUUUCCGGUCAAUCGAAGCAAAUAGACCCUUUCGACCGACAACCAGAGUGGUCCCGGUAACAAGGACACAUUCGCUCCGACGACAGAGUCACCAAACACCCACCCAUUCACCUCCCCGCGAUCGCAGGCCCUGGCCGACUUGCCACUGAUAGCCCGCCGGUUUGACUUGGUUGUUUCGUCGCCAGCGGCUCCUCUGCUGUCUACGCCCAGACAAGCGAGUCUUGCGACGAACUUCGGUGAGGAAGGCAGGGCGGUAGGCCGACAGUGGAGCCAACCGGUCGUUUGCUAGAUUUGAGCGCCUGUCUCCCCCAGCCUGGCCAUCAAAGGAGCCAUUCUUGGGGAACUGGCCCGGUUUUCGAGCCCCCCUCCGGGCACAGAGCUGCAAAACACCUCCUCCCUCUCUUCGCCCCCGCAGCAGCCAGAUUUUCGUUAUCAUGGCGGCCGUAAAGUCGUCGGUAGCCGAGCAAAUCAGGCAACUGAACGAUGCGCGGAAGCACGUGCUACUCGAUCCCAAGGUCUAUUCGUCCAUCGUCCAGGGUGUCUUGCCCAUCAUAGGCCCAUCCUCAGUUCUGGAGCUUAGGCGAUGGGGCUCCGACUUCCUAGCUGAGGCCUUCGCGACGCCCUCCCUCCCCACCCGGGACAAGGAGACUCUAAGUCUUCUGGUUCUGGAGACGUUGCGGGCCAUGAUAGAGAACCCAAAGGAGGAUAUCUAUGUCUUGAAGAGCGCUCUCCAAACCGCUGCUAGCAUCUAUCCCCUGGUAAUACGGUGGAUUGUUAAUAACUCGUACGACACUCCCACGUGGGAGCGUCUGACCGCCAUCAAGGCCAAGGUGCUACAGCUCUGGAAUAGCGAGUCGUCGAUCGUCAGGAUCGCAUGCAUCAAGUUUGCCCAGCGUGUAGUUCUCGCCCAGGCACACCCUCUCAACGGCGAACUGAAGCAACGCGAUGGCUUGGAGAUCUCUCUCGCCAUGGUGCCUCCCAGCCACCCCGUGCUCGAUGCACGAAACCUGGAAGCGGAAGCAACGGGGCUUUUGGAUAGGAUGCUGGGUGUGUUGCAAGACAACAGCAGCGACGCCUUGGUAGUCGACGCGACUUUGAACUGCCUUUCCAUUCUCAUCCGCACAAGGCCGUCCACCUCGAACCGUAUCCUGAGUACUGUUUUGAGCUUCAACCCUCUGAAGCUGGCGAACUCUCCCAUGACCCCGAAGUCACGUGUUCUCGUAAAGUCCAUGGAGAAGACCACUAGGAUGCUACUCGUCCAUCUGGUUAAACGAGACCCCCUUAACCAGGCAAACCAGCGCAUUCACCAGCACAUCGAGCGGCUCGUACGGACUCGUAAUGAGAUAUUUGACGAGGCCAGCCGAAAGCGUGUCUUGGCCGAGCAGAAUGCUGCAGCACUGGGCGAUGCCAAACGGCUGCGGCUGGUCUCCGGGCCAGCCCCGUCACCUCUGCCGCAAGUCACCCCACUACCGCCCGGGCCGACCACAUUGGCCGCUAUCUUCACGCUCACCAGCAGCUCUGGUCUGCAAGUCUUCGACGUGUCGGCGGUUUCGGCAGACCUAGCUGCCAGGAUAUGCGUCUCUACCCUAGCCAGGGUUGAUCCCUCGAUCCUCGGCCGUGCCGUCGGUGGUAUACGUGAUCGCCUUGCCACGCUCGAGGCGGCUGCUGCACUGCAACCAGCGGCCUUGAAUCCCGAUACUGCCCCACUCGGUGUCGAGGAGGACGACGAUGAUUACGAGCCCGACUUUUUCGCUGCCGAGGAUGCGGAGCAGAUUCUGAACAAGAUGGAUGGGCCUUCACGGUCGAAUGAGAAGGCAAAUCUGGAGGCGACAUCGCUCGCACUCGGCGCCUACAGGCUGCCUCCACCGCCACUGCUCAGACAGGAAGAUGCAGCGAACGCCGGGAGAGGCACGGUGGCCAAUAUACUCAGGAUCACCACCAAGCUUGAGGACACGGGUGUGAGGAGAAGCCGCGCGGGCAUCAACAGGUUGGCCGCCAGCUCAUACGACCGAGAGUCGUGGAUCACGGUGGUCACCCGACUGGCGACCCGAGCAUCGGUUGCUCUAGACGGAGGCGCAGACGUGGUCAGUGGCGAGGGCAACUCUUCUCUCCCGCUAGGCGAAAGGUUCCGUGAGGCAUUAUACAACUAUGUGCUCGAGGACUUUCGAAGGAGGAUCGACGUGGCCAUAUCAUGGCUCUCCGAAGAGUGGUACAACGACCAACUACAACAGAAGUUAUCCCGAAACGCGCCGCGGCACUACGACAAAGUGGCCAUCCGGCUCGUGGACGGAAUCACGCCGUACCUACAUGCCCAGGAUAAGAUUCUCACUCGGUUUUUGGGUGAGAUCCCCGAAGUUAACCCAUCCAUACUGGGGCGGGUUAAAGGCAUGUGUCGAGAUCCGUCCUUGGCCAACUUGGCUCUCACCAGUCUGGUGUAUCUCGUGAUGAUGAGACCACCGGCCAAGGAAAUGGCACUGGACGCAAUGCAAGGGAUAUGGACAGAAUAUGAGGAAGCGCGGCCAUUGGCUGCGAAGUACCUUGGAAGGUGGCGGCGAGAUUUUGUGAUCACCAACACCGCUGCCGUGGAAUCGCAGGGUUCAGCACCGGCAGUUCUUGCGAGCUAAGAGACACCGGGCACAUGUGUGGUGAUCUCCCGCCGCUCUUUGGCAGGCUAGUAUGAAUAUUGCUCUAGAUGUAAUAGAUUGCUGCACCGGCCUUUUGUGGUCUUGCUCUACACCUCAAAGAACCUGCAUAUUACUUGGGAUAUACAUGAGCAUCUCAUGCCACUUAUCUUUCCCUCUGGCGCAGACGAUCGAAGAAACCAUUCGCAAACUUUGAGAUUCUCGUGCAGUCCAGAAUGUCC
This is a messenger RNA of Gaeumannomyces tritici R3-111a-1, 2959 nucleotides long. RefSeq lists its product as hypothetical. Gene Ontology annotation, cellular component: mRNA cleavage and polyadenylation specificity factor complex. The transcript has 7 exons. The coding region runs from base 531 to 2720 and encodes 729 amino acids. Lineage: Eukaryota; Fungi; Ascomycota; Sordariomycetes; Magnaporthales; Magnaporthaceae. The record is from RefSeq and is a predicted model, not a curated record.